AUGGAAGACGCUCGCCGUCCACCGCCGCAAGACAAAUCCGAAACUACACCCGCCGGCGAAACCACACCACCUUUAGCCCUUUUUUCGCGAAAAGACACUACUGAUCAGCGCGACGCCAGCCUCGACAAAACCGUUGCCCUUGGGACCCUGGCGACCGCGACAGCUGCAUUGCCACACCAGCCCACCGUCGCAUCAUCCCACCACGGGUCGCCGAGCCGAGGGCAACCAGAAGAGUCCUCGUCGCCGCCUCUUAAGGAUCCCACCGAUGCCCUGAACUCCCCUUUGCAACAUGCUCGCACAGUUUGGCUUGCAGAGUCAAUAGCUGUAGCUGACCCCGAUUCCGGGUCUGAGCUUGAGCUCACCGACUUUGACAUGAUCAGAAAGAAGAAGUCUUUUCGCCUCGACAGGCGGCCGCCGUCCGGCACGGAUACCACGACCUACGGCGCCGUGAACCUCUCGCCGGGCGAAAGCCAGUCACCAUCCGAAGCCGACUCCGAAGAAUACAGGCACCGCUCUAGCUAUGCGCGCGACACGAGUCGUAGCCAGCGAUCGGCUAUAUCACGGUCAUCCUCCAGAGUCUCUGAGGAUCUUGACGGUGCGAUUCUCGUGUCUGGAGUGGAAGGUCGCUUUGGUCCCGCCGAAACGCCGCUUGUCGAUACGUUUAGCAAUGGAAAGCCCGACAAUUUGGACACUGAUGAAGAAGAUGCCUUUUCUGUCCGCGACGACACAUCGACAGUCGAAGAUGAAGACGAAAACUCUCCCCACGAAGCCGUCCGUGCCUCUGUGCCUCCCACCGACGAUACGACCUUGUCUAUAAACACCCCGCGAAUGUGGUGCCUGUCUGUGCUCUUCUCGAUCUUGGGCUCAUCGACCAACUUAUUCUUUUCAUUAAGAUAUCCCAGCGUCGCCAUAACUCCCGUCAUUGCGCUGCUUCUCGUACAUCCUCUUGGUUUAUUCUGGGAUGUGGCUCUUAAGCGGUCCUACGACCCCGAAGAAACAUUCGUGGAUGGUAUGCGGCACUCGGCGAUCCCAGACGAGAAUGAGCCACCGGCAAGACGAACAAAGACACUUCGCUCGUGGCGGCAAUGGUUCGCGCAGGGCCGCUGGAACGAAAAAGAACAUACAUGCGUCUACGUGAGCAGCAAUGUCGCCUUUGGUUUUGCUUUCGCAACCGAUGUCAUUGUUGAGCAGACACAGUUCUACAACCAACCUGCACCCAUCACCUACCAGCUUCUACUUACUGUGUCGACCCAAAUUCUGGGCUACGGCUUUGCAGGCAUGGCCCGCCGGUUUCUUGUUCGUCCUAGCGGCAUGAUCUGGCCGGGAACAUUGAUGUCUGCCGCCAUGUUCUCGACUCUCCAUAAGCAAGAAAACAAGCCUGCCAAUGGCUGGACAAUCAGCCGUUGGAACUUUUUCUACAUUGUCUGGAUAAGCGCUUUUGCAUUCUACUUCUUGCCCGGGCUCUUAAUGCCUGCGCUCAGCUACUUUAGCGUUAUUACUUGGUUCGCGCCCAAAAAUGUCGUCAUCGCGAACCUCUUUGGCGUCACCUCCGGUCUUGGUCUAUUUCCUCUGACUUUCGACUGGGCUCAAAUUACAUAUGUCGGCUCGCCUCUACUUGUGCCGUUCUGGGCGGCCGUAAAUGUGGUCGCCGGCCUCGUGGUUGUUAUGUGGUUCAUCGCACCGCUGUGCUACUAUGCUAAUGUUUUAUACUCGUCAUACAUGCCGAUUCUCUCUACCGCCGUGUUCGACAAUACGGGCAAGGUCUACAACGUCAGCAGAAUUCUCACACCUGAGUUCUUGUUUGACCGCCAGGCAUAUCAAAACUACAGUCGAGUCUUUCUGCCCGUGACUUAUAUGCUCAGCUACGGGAUGCAGUUUGCAGGUCUUGCAGCGCUUCUCACCCAUACCCUUUGCUGGCAUGGUAGCGAUAUCUGGCAUACCUGGAAGCGUGCUCUCGCCGAAGCGCGCGAGGAAAGCAAAGUCGCCUACGAAGCUCUCUCGGGCACACCCACAGAAACCGGCGAAACAGAGCCGGAGGAUCCCCUGUCACGCCGCGAUAGCCACGGCAACCGCUCAACACACUCCGGCUAUGACGACCUCCUCAGCCGGGAAGAUAUUCACAGCAGACUCAUGAAGCGCUACAAAGAUGCCCCUCUGAGCUGGUAUGUCCUUACAUUCCUCUCCAUGACGGCCGUCGGCAUCUUCAUCGUCGAGUACUACCCCAUCCAUCUACCGUGGUACGGUCUCUUACUCGCUCUCGCCAUGGGCGCCAUCUUCUUCAUCCCCAACGGCAUCAUCAUGGCCGUCACGAACCAGCACAGCAGCAUCUACCUCAUCUGCCAGCUCAUCUGCGGCGUUGUCUUCCCCGGUCGCCCCAUUGCCAACAUGGUAUUUGUCACGUACGGCUACAUUUCUUCCGCACAGGGCAUUAAGUUCGCCGCCGACCUCAAGCUCGGCCACUACAUGAAGAUUCCGCCGCGCAUCAUGUUCAUGGUGCAGGUCGUCGCCACCUUUGUCUCGUCCAUCACGCAGAUUGGCGUCCUCAACUGGAUGUUUGUCAAUGUCCGCGGCAUCUGCACCGCCGAGGCCGUCAACGGCUUUACCUGUCCCAUUGCGCGCGUGCACUUUAACGGUUCCAUCCUUUGGGGUGUCGUCGGCCCCGGCGAGUUUUUUGGCCCCGGCGCCAUCUACCGCGGCCUCGUCUGGUGCUUCCCGCUCGGCGCGCUGCUGCCCAUUCCUCUGUGGCUGUACAGCCGGCGCCGCCGCGGCAGCAUCCUCCGCAAGGUCAACCUCCCCGUCAUCUUUGGCGCCAUGGCGUGGAUCCCGCCCGCCACCGGCCUCAAUUUUUCUGUCUGGGCCCUUGUCUGCUACGUCUUCAAUUACGUUAUCAAGCGCCGCGCUGGCGCCUGGUGGGCCAAGUACACCAUGACGCUCAGCGCCGCCCUCGACUCUGGCCUCGCGUUCGGCAUCGUCGUCGUCUUCUUCGGCUUCAUCUACCCCGGCUGGAUGGCCAACUUCUCCUGGUGGGGCACAGAGGUCUACAAGCAGGGCUGCGACUGGCAGGCCUGCUCCUACAAGACGGUGCCAGACGGGGAGCAUUUUGGACCACCCGCGUGGUGA
Akanthomyces muscarius is the source of this 3120-nucleotide messenger RNA. RefSeq lists its product as uncharacterized. Gene Ontology annotation, biological process: transmembrane transport. The record is from RefSeq and is a predicted model, not a curated record. The transcript has a single exon. Bases 1 to 3120 code for a protein of 1039 amino acids. Gene Ontology annotation, molecular function: oligopeptide transmembrane transporter activity. Lineage: Eukaryota; Fungi; Ascomycota; Sordariomycetes; Hypocreales; Cordycipitaceae.